CCCAUUACUACACGACUCUUCACGAAUUGAUAGACAGAGGUGCCAGGCUUGACCGCUCCUCCUAUAUCCCCUUCCCAUCUUGAAUCACAUCGAUUUCGAUCUUGGUUCACCAACUCACUCAACAUGCAGUCCUCCGACGACAUGAUGGAGUCGACUCCCUCGCCCAUUGCCACCGGCGCAGCUACUCCGACACCGUCCUCAAGCUCUGCCGCACGUCGUCCCCCCCGCAAAAGCACCCUCACCCAGCAGCAGAAGAACCAGAAGCGCCAGAGGGCCACCCAGGACCAACUAGUCACCCUAGAGGUCGAAUUCAACAAGAACCCCACUCCCACCGCCGUUACCCGCGAGAGGAUCGCGUCCGAGAUCAACAUGACCGAGCGCUCAGUACAAAUCUGGUUCCAGAACAGGCGAGCCAAGAUAAAGAACAUUGCUAAGAAGAGCAUUGAGAACGGCGACGAUUGCAAUGACAUCCCAGAGUCCAUGCGACGAUACCUUGCGCUCCAGGCCAUGGAGUCUGGCAAGUCGAUAGGAAGCAGCUUCCUCGGCCGUGCAGGUGGCAUCCCAUAUGGCAGCGGCAUGCUCCUCAACACUGACACCAGCUCCUCGAAAGUCGUAAUCACACACUUUUCCGUCCGCUCCUUGAGCGUCGGUAGCUGGAGAAGGGUUGGCCAGUCUGCUAUGGACCUGGUCAUCUUCUACUCGCCGGAGAAGUGCUGUAUCACCUACUACAUCAACAACGACUCAGCUGGUUACAAGAUUGAGUAUCCCUUCUCAUACAUCAAGAACAUCAGCCUUGACAACGGAGACAUGGCCACAAAUGCUGAGGGCGCUUCGCAAAGACCAGGAGGUCUCGUUGUGGAACUCAACCGUCCCCCGAACUUUUUCAUGGACUCAUCUGGCUCAGGUGGCUUCUUCCAAUGUGGCGAUUUCACCGAAGAUCAGCAAGCAUCUCAGGUUAUGGUUCACCACCUUGGUGGCCACCCUAAGGUGCUGAGCGGUCAGUUGGCGAAACUUGUCUCACUGGAGGCGUUUCAGAACCGCCAUAACAUGUACGACCCCCAUGCCAUUGCGGUCUCGGCGCCCGUCUCCCCAAUCAACUUCCGCCCUGCCUCGCAACCCAACCAUCUGGUCCAUCCCCACAGUGGCAUGUUUCAUGACUCCCACCUCACGCCAGGUCCUUUCCCUCCGCGAGGACACAAGCGCCAGCGUUCUCGCUCCGUGCCUGUGGCGGUUGAUUUCUCGAUGCUGCGUAACCCUAUGCCGUCUUUCAUGAUCCAGCCCGAGCCAUCAGCAUACAUCCCGAACCCGGAGAUUUUUGCUCCCGUUCCUCACUCCUCCUCCGGCCCUAUUGGCCCCCACCUCAGCAUUGACACAUCCGCUGGUUACGGCAUGGGUGAUUACCGCCAAUACCCCAUGUCGGCCACAACAGCAAACUCACCGUCUGAAUACGGCACACCGUCAUUCUACUCAUCUGGGCCUCAGAACGAUAACAUCCCUGCUUCGAAUUUUGGUCAGCAGUACAACAUCCCGCCGUAUGUGCACACACCCAUGGGGCCGCCACCGCAUUCAUCAGCAUUGGCAUCGCCAAUGCCACAACUGAGCCACCAUGACCCCAUCAUUGCCAACCAGUCACCGCCACUCAACUCCUUUGGCCGCGAUGGCUCUGCAGAUGUAUACCCCAUGCCUCAUGACCAGGGCAUGUCAGAUGAGACGCUUCACAUGACAGACAUGUACGCGAAGCAGAACCUGAACCUUCCCUUCCGUUCGCCACUUAUGGAAGAGAACGUCGAUGACCUUGACAUGCAAAAUCUGGUCUCUUUCGGUACACUCGACCAUUCGGGUCUCUCGCCUGAACACCAUCAUCAGAUGUAAUCACAAGGUGAUGUUGUGUUUCGGGUCGCUGUCAUUUCGCUCGCGUUAAUACCCUGUCAUUGUUCCGUUGGC
Molecule: messenger RNA, 1944 nt
Organism: Boeremia exigua
Lineage: Eukaryota; Fungi; Ascomycota; Dothideomycetes; Pleosporales; Didymellaceae
Exons: 3
Coding region: 124-1872 (582 amino acids)
Biological process (GO): cell differentiation; regulation of transcription by RNA polymerase II
Molecular function (GO): DNA-binding transcription factor activity, RNA polymerase II-specific; RNA polymerase II cis-regulatory region sequence-specific DNA binding
Source: RefSeq, a predicted model, not a curated record